GUAGUCAAAGUGCGUAUUUAAGGUGUGGUAUUACGAGAUAGUCCUUGUACAUAUUUUGGUUGGUAACACGUAACUUUCGCACCCUUUUGUGCAACCUUGAAAGCAAAGCGCCACAUUGUCUCAAGGUCUUGAGCUAUCAUUUUUUGGCUGCAAUUCAGGAACUUUGUUUACCAGACGCGGGACAUUUUGCAUUGAUGAAAUCAGAUGUAUAGUGUUCUUGUAGUCAGUUGUCGCCGAAGCGUGUUCAGUGGUUCACGUUAGAUGAUUUUGCAAUGGCGUUUCUUAUCCUAAAACCAGUCAUUUGUUUAUUGAGUUCUAUUUCAUCAAAAAAAUCUGUUACUUUGUACAGAGCUGCAAGAAGGGGAUUUUGUUCUAUAACCCAUGGGAAAACAGAAGAAAAAAAUGAAUUAAUCACACCAGUUUUUCAAAUUGCAACCAACCAUUUAAAUAAAAUUGCAUUGAAAGACAAAAAUGGAACUCAUACUUAUCAAGAAAUCUUACGAAAAAGCUUAUUGCUGGCUAGAAAGAUUCAAGGAAAGCUUGGAGUUAAUAAAACUCAAGAACGAAUUGUUUUCCUGUGCCCAAAUGAUGUUACAUAUGUCCUUGCACAGUGGGCAUGCUGGGCGUCUGGUCACAUAGCGGUUCCUCUGUCUCCGAUGCAUCCGCCAUCAUUACUCUCAUACUACAUUCAGGAUUCAGAAGCUUCCUUGGCGAUUACCACGUCAGACCCAUCAAAUGUAGAGUUAAUGGCAUCUUUGUCUUCUAACUUGAAUAGCCUUCCGUUAUUAGUUAUUGAUGACUCAUGGUCGCAUCAAGAUUCGUCGUCUUCUCGGUCUGUCGGUGACAAAAAAUCUGAGAACAUUUGCUCAAGUGUUAGAGUUGAAACGAGUCCACCGUCCAUUGAUUCGACACUGGCUGGGCUUUUAAGCGAGUUUUCGAUGCCUGAUAAUUUCUAUACGCAAGCAAAUGCCAUGAUUCUAUAUACCAGCGGGACUACUGGAAAACCUAAAGGAGUCCUACUGAGUCACGUAAAUAUCGACUCCCAAGUCCGUUCCCUGAUUACCUCGUGGUCUUGGUCGCCUGCUGAUGUAAUCCUUCACACCUUGCCUCUGUAUCACACCCAUGGAAUCGUUAAUGCUCUUCUUUGUCCACUCUAUGUUGGCGCCAGGUGCAUAAUGCUGCCCAAAUUUGAUGCCAAUUUGGUGUGGUCUAAUCUUUUAGGUGUAAACAUGUCAAACGGUGAAAGACCAACCGUAUUUAUGGCCGUACCCACUAUUUAUUCAAUGUUAAUUAACGAGUAUCAGCGCAAGUUUGCUGGCAAUCCUAAACUAAAAGAGUACGUCAAGACCACUUGCUCGACAAAGAUGAGAUUGAUGGUCAGCGGCUCGGCACCUUUACCGGAGUCCGUCUUUCAUCAAUGGCGAUCCAUUACGGGACAUCAGCUGCUGGAACGCUACGGAAUGACAGAAAUAGGAAUGGCGCUAUCUAACCCCAUUAAAGGAGAGCGCAGACCUGGUCAUGUAGGCUUACCUAUUCCUGGUACGCGUGUCCGGAUCGCUGAGUUUAAAACUAGCUCCGACGGUUCUAAAGUAUACUACGACAUCCUAGCAGAAGGCAAUUCUAAGGCCACCAAAGUUGAACCGGGCAAGGCUGGACUUUCAGGCGAGCUUCUUGUCAGAGGUAACAGCGUUUUCCAGCGUUAUUGGAACAAACCCGAUGCGACAGAGAAAGAAUUCACAAAAGAUGGAUGGUUUAAAACUGGAGACAUCGCCCAAUUUAACAACGGUUACUACAGAAUUCUCGGAAGAGCAUCUGCUGAUAUAAUCAAGUCGGGAGGUCACAAACUUAGCGCCCUCCAGAUUGAAACAGAAUUGUUAGCUCAUCCACGUAUUAGCGAUUGCGCUGUUGUUGGUUUACCUGAUCCCGUUUGGGGACAACUGGUGGCGGCUGUUUUGGUUCCUAAGGAGCGUAGUAAACUGGAAAUUGACGAGCUUAAGUCGUGGUGCAAAAAACAUGCAACCAUGGCACCGUAUGCUAUUCCCACAGUUUGGAAAGUAGUAGAUAGCAUACCUCGGAAUGCCAUGGGAAAAAUCAACAAAAAGGAUUUGGUAAAUCAGAUAUUCACUUUGCCUACUUCUCCGUAGACUUAAGCUAUAUUUUAACCGUGCCAACUAUUUUAUCAAUUGUAUUGUUAUUCAUGAGCUUGCCUUCGCUGUAUAUUCCCAAUUGUGUUUAUUAUCAUAUUGACAUUUUUCAGGUGGUAUAAUAAAAUUAAAGCAUUUAA
This is a messenger RNA of Daphnia magna, 2284 nucleotides long. Its product is annotated as malonate--CoA ligase ACSF3, mitochondrial. The record is from RefSeq and is a predicted model, not a curated record. Gene Ontology annotation, biological process: fatty acid metabolic process. Lineage: Eukaryota; Metazoa; Arthropoda; Branchiopoda; Diplostraca; Daphniidae. Gene Ontology annotation, molecular function: medium-chain fatty acid-CoA ligase activity.